AACUAUACCAAUAACAUUAAACAUGUCGACUCCAUCAGUCCAGACUUUUGGUAAGAAGAAAACUGCCACUGCUGUUGCUCACAUCAAGGCCGGUAAGGGUUUGAUCAAAGUCAACGGUUCUCCAAUCACCUUGGUUGAACCAGAAAUCUUGAGAUUCAAGGUGUACGAACCAUUGACCUUGGUUGGAUUAGACAAAUACCAAAACUUGGACAUCAGAAUCAAGGUGUCAGGUGGUGGUCACGUUUCCCAGGUGUAUGCCAUCAGACAAGCCAUUGCUAAAGGUUUGAUUGCUUACCACCAAAAAUACGUCGAUGAAGCUUCUAAGAACGAAUUGAAGAAGAUCUUCACCGCUUACGACAAGACCUUGUUGGUUGCCGACUCCAGAAGAAUGGAACCAAAGAAGUUUGGUGGUCGUGGUGCCAGAGCGAGAUUCCAAAAAUCUUACCGUUAAUCACUUUCCAUCAUAUUACUCAUUAUAUUAUAAAAUAGGCGGGAUUUUGAGCCACUUACACAUAAUAAUUUGGAUGUAGGUCAAUAGCUGUAUAUGUCCAUGUACAAAUAAUUAUUGUC
Messenger RNA from Yamadazyma tenuis ATCC 10573, 570 nucleotides. It is a transcript of the gene RPS16A, whose product is annotated as 40S ribosomal protein uS9. The record is from RefSeq and is a predicted model, not a curated record. Lineage: Eukaryota; Fungi; Ascomycota; Pichiomycetes; Serinales; Debaryomycetaceae. Gene Ontology annotation, biological process: translation; maturation of SSU-rRNA from tricistronic rRNA transcript (SSU-rRNA, 5.8S rRNA, LSU-rRNA). Gene Ontology annotation, molecular function: structural constituent of ribosome; RNA binding. Gene Ontology annotation, cellular component: cytosolic small ribosomal subunit; ribosome.